UUUCCUUCGCCAUUUAAUUAAUUAAAUACCUAUAAAGCUUCGGUCUUUGACUUCCAUCAUCCGUUUGAGAAAACCUCCCCAGCACCUAUUGUCAGCCCUCAGAGCUCGGGUGAAAACAGCUCGUUUCAUAGUCAAUUGGGGAGAAACCCAGAAGAAAGAUUUGGUGCUCUGCUUUCCAAAACACAAGAGACCAGAGGAAAAAGUUGCGAACUUUUCCUAUCUGAUUAAAGAAGAAAAGAGAAAGAUUGUUGGACUCUCGUUGGCCGGGUAAUGAAUGGCUGCUCCGCUGACCAUGUGGGACGGCGUUCUGGAGAUAACCCAGAUGGCGCAAGCCAAGGUCGGCGAUCCUCUGCUAUGGGCUCUGCAAAUAUCUUCCAAUUUGAGCUGCUCUGGCAUCUCCUUGCCUUCCCCUGAGCUCGCCAAUGUGUUGGUUUCUUACAUUUGUUGGGACAACAACGUUCCCAUUAUGUGGAAGUUCCUCGAGAAGGCUUUGGUUCUCAAGAUUGUUCCUCCAUUCUUGAUUCUUGCUCUGCUCUCAGAGAGAGUUAUUCCAUGCCGACGCUCAAAGCCGGUGGCGUAUAGACUAUACAUGGAGCUCCUGAGAAGGCAUUCUUUUGAGCUGAAGGGUCAAAUAAAUGGCCCAAAUCAUGAGAAGGUCAUGAAAUCGAUAGAUGGAGUUCUUCACCUUUCCGAGAUUUUUGGUCUAGAAGCAAGUGAUCCGGGGAUCAUUGUGGUUGAGUUCCUCUAUGCAACUGUGUGGCAGUUGCUAGAUGCGUCUUUGGAUGAUGAAGGAUUGCUUGAACUUGCAUCAGAUAAAAAGUCCAUGUGGCCAAUAAAGCCUCAAGAUAUGGAAAUAGAUGGUCAUGAAAUUUUUGAUGAGAUAAGAAUGGCACACAAUGAGAAGUUGCAUAACUUGAAUACAGUCAUGGCAGUUGAGUUGAUCGGAAGAUUUCUUCAGGACAAAAAGACUUCCAAGAUUCUUUACCUGGCACGUCACAACUUGCCCACUCAUUGGCCAAGAUUUAUUGAGAGAUUGCAGCUACUUGGAGCAAAUUCAUCCGCUCUAAAGAGUUCGAAAGUUUUAACUUCAGAGGAUCUUUUGCGUCUGGCUUCAGAUAAGUGCACGGUUCUCACUCAUGAACCAAAACAGAACUUGCUGCAGAAUUUCCAUGCUGUUACUGGUUUAAUGUCUCCGCUAGUGACAUCCUCUGCUGUUCUGAGCGAUGGAGGCAGCAGUAUUUCUUCUCUUUGGCUUCCUCUUGAUCUUGCACUGGAAGAUGCCAUGGAUGGUUAUCAAGUCAAUGCUACAAGUUCUAUUGAGAUUGUAACAGGUUUGGUGAAAUCGCUUCAAGCUAUGAAUGGCACCACAUGGCAUGAUACCUUUGUAGGACUUUGGAUUGCUGCUCUCCGCCUUGUUCAGAGGGAAAGGGAUCCAAUUGAAGGUCCCGUUCCUCGCUUGGAUACACGUUUGUGCAUGCUUCUAUCCAUUAUACCCCUUGUGGUUGCUGAGCUCAUUGAGGAACAGAAAAGUGUGGAUAUCAAUGAACUGAAAAAUGAUUCCUCAAAGGUUCCAGGAAGCCGUCGCAAUGAUGUGGUCUCCAGCAUAAAGUUAUUGGGUGACUACCACAGUUUGCUGAGUCCACCUCAUUCAGUUUUGUCACUGGCCAAUCAGGCUGCUGCAAAGGCUAUGUUACUCGUUUCAGGCAUCAGUGUUGGGAGUGCAUACCUUGAUUGUCUCAGCAUGAAUGAGAUGCCUGUCAAGUGUUCUGGAAACAUGCGCCAUCUGAUUGUUGAGGCUUGUAUAGCAAGAAAUCUGUUGGAUACAUCAGCAUAUUUUUGGCCUGGGUAUGUGAAUGGUCACAUUAACCAUAUACCUAAUGCCCCACCUCAGAUGCCUGGUUGGUCUGCAUUCUUGAAGGGUGCCCCUCUUACUCCAAUCAUGAUCAAUGCUAUGGUUUCAACACCAGCUUCAAGUUAUAUCAGACGAUCUUUUUGUUAAUUUUUACAAAGGGUAAAGCAACUGAAUUUAAGCUCAUGGAUUUUAUGGAAGUUUAGCAGAGCUGGAGAAAGUAUUUGAGCUAGCAGUUAAAGGAUCAGACGAUGAGAAGAUAUCAGCUGCUACUAUUCUCUGUGGUGCUUCUCUUCUUCGUGGUUGGAACAUACAGGAACACACUGCUCAGUUCAUUACCAGAUUACUCUCUCCCCCUAUGCCUGCAGAUUAUUCAGGGGAUGAAAGCCAUUUGAUAAGCAUUGCCCUUAUCUUGAAUGUACUAAUUGUUGGCAUAGCACCAGUUGAUUGUGUUCAGGUUUUCUCGCUACAUGGCUUGAUUCCACAGCUCGCUUGCUCAUUGAUGCCAAUCUGCGAGGUUUUCGGAUCAUGUGUUCCGGAUGUGUCAUGGAAGCUCCCCACUGGAGAUGAAAUCUCUGCCCAUGCUGUGUUCUCAAAUGCAUUUGCUGUUCUUUUGAAGCUAUGGAGAUUCAACCAUCCCCCUCUCGAACAUGGCGUUGGAGAUGUCCCAACAGUCGGAUCUCAGCUAACUCCUGAAUAUCUUCUGCUGGUAAGAAACUCCUACCUGCCCUCCUCUGGAAUAGUCCUCAACGAUCAAACCAAACGGAGACUUUCAGAGGUGGCGGCUUCAUCUUCUCCACACCCAGUGUUUUUGGAUUCAUUUCCAAAACUCAAGUGCUGGUAUAGGCAACACCAGAAGUGCAUAGCUUCAGCCCUCUCUGGUCUUGUUGAGGGAACUCCAGUUCACCAGACUGUGAAUCUCCUUCUUACCAUGAUGUUCAGAAAAAUGAAUAGAGGUAGCCAGUCGGUCACUACUAUUAACUCCGGAAGUAGUAGCUCAUCUGGACCAGGAAAUGAUGAUUCUUCUCUUAGACCUAACUUACCUUCCUGGGAAAUCUUAGAAGCCGUCCCUUUUGCGGUUGAUGCUGCUUUAACAGCCUGUGCUCAUGGAAGACUUUAUCCUCGUGAACUCGCCACAGGGCUGAAAAACUUAGCAGAUUUUCUCCCUGCAUGUUUGGCAACCAUUGUUAGUUACUUCUCAGCUGAAGUAAGUCGAGGUGUUUGGAAACCGGCAUUCAUGAAUGGCACAGAUUGGCCAAGUCCUGCAGCAAAUUUGUCCAAUGUUGAAGACAAGAUCAAGAAAAUCUUAGCAGCUACUGGCGUCGAUAUUCCUAGCCUUGCAGCAGGGGAAAGCUCACCCGCAGCAACUCUUCCACUGCCUCUAGCAGCUUUUGCCAGCCUCACCAUCACUUACAAAAUCGACAAAACCUCAGAAAGAUUCCUCAAUUUGGCUGGUCCAGCACUAGAAUCUCUUGCAGCAGGGUGCCCGUGGCCAUGCAUGCCAAUCGUGGCUUCCUUAUGGACCCAGAAGGCCAAACGAUGGUUUGAUUUUCUUGUAUUCUCAGCAUCACGAACGGUGUUCCUCCAUAGCAAUGAUGCAGUUUUCCAGCUCCUCAAAAGCUGCUUUGCUGCUACGCUCAGCGGUGCAUCCAUCUCAAGCAAUGGUGGAGUUGGAGCACUUCUUGGUCAUGGCUUUGGCUCUCAUUUCUGUGGUGGCAUAUCCCCAGUAGCUCCAGGAAUCCUCUACUUGAGAGUCUACCAUUCGAUCAGAGACAUUGAGUUCAUCACAGAAGAGAUCAUCUCUCUCAUGAUGCACUCCGUGACACAAGUUGCAUGCACUGGGCUUCCAAAAGAGAGAUUAGGGAAGCUGAAGAGGACCAGAAAUGGACUUCAGUGUGGCCAAGUGUCACUUGCUGCAGCAAUGACAAGAGUCAAACUUGCAGCUUCACUUGGAGCAUCUCUAGUUUGUUUAUCUGGUGGGCUAGGGUUGGUUCAACUACUGUUCAAAGAGACCUUGCCCUCUUGGUUUAUUUCUAGUUAUCGCUCCGAACAGGGAGAAGAAGAUGGCGGCAGCCUUGGAGGGAUGGUUGCUAUGCUGAGAGGGUAUGCACUAGCGUAUUUCGCUGUGCUCUGUGGAGCUUUUGCUUGGGGGAUAGGUAACUCAUGCUUGGCUUCCAAGAGGCGCCCUAAAGUCCUGAGGGCUCACAUGGAGUUUCUGGCUAGUGCCCUUGAUGGCAAAAUCUCUCUUGGCUGUGACAGUGCAACUUGGAAGUCGUAUGUGUCGGGUUUCGUGAGCCUGAUGGUGGGGUGCACACCUCCAUGGGUGCUUGACUUGGAGCCGGAUGUUCUAAUACGACUUAGCAAAGGUUUGAGACAGUGGAAUGAAGAGGAACUUGCUCUAGCUUUGCUUGGCUCUGGUGGGGUGAACACCAUGGGUACUGCUGCUGAAUUGAUAUCUGAAAUGCAAUAAUUUUCUAUUCUUUUUCUCCAUUUUUCUUUUGAGUAACCUUCGUGCCAGUAGCCCGUUAUUUUCCUUUUUUAACAUGUCUUGCUGUAGGCAGGAAAUCUUUAUAGGUUUCAUAGCAGAUUUAACAUAAGACAUGCUGUAGUCAGGAAUUUUGUGCAGUAAUCUUUGUACAGUCUUAGGUAUGAGAUUUUGUUCAAAUACAAGUCCAAGCGAGCAACAAUGUUUUGGUGUUUGGUUCGGUAUUUGUUUUGGUGCAUUUGUAUAAUUGUAUUGUAAAUUUCCAAUGAGAUGUAUUUGAAACCAAUAUAGUUUAGUUCAGUGCAUUUAUGAUGAAAAUACGAUGUAAUUGCUCAAUCGCAUGUUAUUGCAAAAUUUGAUUUCCCAGAUACAUCCAACCAAGCCAAACGACCUGCAAGUCAAAUCCAAGGUGUUUAUUGAACUGAUAAAAUCUUACAACAGCAUCUCUCCAUUCAUGCGGAUUUGUACAUGACUAUAGCUGUGUGCAGAAAUCUGUUUCUGUGGACUAUAAUUAGAGGCAGGAGAGGUAUCAAUUACAAGAAGCAAGCAAUCAAACAACACCACUGUAGCCAGGCAAUCUCAGCAUUCUACUGCUUUGCAUAGCUUGCCUAACCGAAAACGCAUCUUCCCACUUCCCUGCAUCUGCAUACAGGUUAGACAGAAGAACUCUACUGGCGCCAUGGGAUGGUUCAAGCCUCGCCAGAUUCCCCGCAGCCCAUUCUCCUACAUCCACGUUGCCAUGAGUCCUACAAGCAGCCAACAGCGUGCCCCAUAUCACCACAUCGGCUUCCAUUGGCAUGCUCCUAAUCAGUUUCUCUGCUUCUUCAAGC
Molecule: messenger RNA, 5164 nt
Organism: Linum tenue
Lineage: Eukaryota; Viridiplantae; Streptophyta; Magnoliopsida; Malpighiales; Linaceae
Source: the annotation of a GenBank genome assembly